AUGCCCGGCACGAGGCCGGCUGCCCAUGACCCCCGAGGGCCGCCCGCCACCCAGCGCCCCAGCUCAGCCUGCAGCGAGGAGGACGAGGGGGGCCUGGCCGCCCGCUCGCCCCCCGCCAGCGAGCGCAGCCUGGAGUUUGACUCAGGCUACUCGGAGACGUCGGGGGGCACGUGGCGAGAAGAGGAGGUGACGGUGCUGCGGCGGCACCCGCCGCCCUGCCACCGGGCGCACCAGCUCUCCGCCGGCGCUGGGGGCCCCGCGCCCGCCCGCCGCGCCCGCCCCAAAUCCACGUCGGACGCCUGCCUGGAGCAGUGGCGGGCGCUGGAGCCAGCCGAUGGGCAGGACUGGACGGUGUCGCUGCUGUCACAGAGCCGCAACCGGCAGCCCCUGGUGCUGGGGGACAACUGCUUCGCCGACCUGGUGGAGAACUGGAUGGACCUGCCCGAGGUGGGCACCGAGCCCCGGCGCCGGCCGGCCGCCGAGCCUUCGCGCCGGCUGGGCAAGCCGCCCGCCUUCCUGCUCAGCCUCUCGGGAAACGUGCGCCGCAAGCUGGCCAGCAUGGCCCGGCCCCGAGGAGCCGAGGGUGCCCGGCCGGGGAGCCGUGACCCAGCCAAGCGUCUGUCCUGCCCCCUGGGGCUGGGCGGGCAGCCCAAGGGCGCCUGCUUCCACCAGUCCCACAGCAACAUUGCCCAGCUGGCUACGGACUUCCACCGCUUCGCCGCCCUCAUGAACAGCCGCAGCCGCCAACCCAUCAUCUGCAACGACGUGAUCGGCUACAUCUAG
This is a messenger RNA of Oxyura jamaicensis (ruddy duck), 783 nucleotides long. It is a transcript of the gene INKA1, whose product is annotated as inka box actin regulator 1. The coding region runs from base 1 to 783 and encodes 260 amino acids. Gene Ontology annotation, cellular component: nucleus. The transcript has a single exon. NCBI's taxonomy places the organism in Eukaryota, Metazoa, Chordata, Aves, Anseriformes, Anatidae. Gene Ontology annotation, molecular function: protein serine/threonine kinase inhibitor activity; protein kinase binding. The record is from RefSeq and is a predicted model, not a curated record.